Messenger RNA from Sorghum bicolor (sorghum), 548 nucleotides. RefSeq lists its product as uncharacterized. The transcript is spliced from 2 exons. The record is from RefSeq and is a predicted model, not a curated record. NCBI's taxonomy places the organism in Eukaryota, Viridiplantae, Streptophyta, Magnoliopsida, Poales, Poaceae. Bases 1 to 339 code for a protein of 112 amino acids.
AUGGGUAGGUGCGGCGGCAUGGCGUUGUACCUGAUCAUGGCAAUCGUCUUGCCCGUUGUUCUCUUCGCAUCGUCUGCAAAUUGUCGUCCUGAGCCACUCGACGCCAACAAGGCGAGCAGCAAUGGCCAUGCCAUGGCGCUCAACGACUCCACGGCAACGACGACGUCAUUAGUCAAUGGCAGCAGCGGUUCCGGCGGCGGCGACGUGAAGCUGGUGUGGUGCAUCAUGAGGAAGUGUGUGUACGAAGGCCGUGGAAACGCCCCCUGCUUCUGUUGCGCGGCCAUGAAGCCGAACGCGUGCUACGAAACGAGGGACCAGUGCAACGGCAACUGCGUGUAGCUGUAGCCGACGCCGAGCGAUGAGAGAUCAUAUCGAUCGAUCGAUCCAUCAGGCAUAUAUAUCAGCCAUAUCGUCGAAUGACUAAACAAACAACUGCGUGUUUUUUUUAUUUGUGUCUUUGAUGAAGAACUGUGGUAGUUGCAUUGUUAUAUCUUCUCUGAUGUACAAGCAGUACCCUUGAUUUCAAUCAUAUAAUAUCUCAUGUCGAU